AUGUGCGUACGCUCCGUACUUUGCGUGGUCAUCGUGAUCACGAUGUGUGCCGUUAAUUGCGAGGAACCGGAAUCUCUCGGUGUCGACGAACGAGGCAUCUUGAAUAGUACACAAACUAAUUCGACGAUUUCGAACGACAAAAAUUUUUGGGAAUGGCUGUAUGGUUUUGUAACUGUCGGUGCGCCCAUAACCGUAACGACAUCCACGACUGAAAUACCCAAACCAGAGAAGGAAGAAUGUUUACCUUGUAAAUGUGGUUUAACGAACACCGAGAAGCGUAUAGUGGGUGGGACUGAGACACAAGUUAAUCAAUAUCCAUGGAUGGCAUUAAUGAUGUUUAGAGGACGAUUUUACUGUGGUGGAACUGUUAUAAACUCUCGUUACGUAUUAACUGCAGCCCACUGCGUCGACAGAUUUGAUACGAAUUUCAUGUCGAUUCGAAUAUUGGAGCACGAUCGCAACUCCACAUCGGAAACCGAGACGCAAACGUUUAAAGUUGAGAAAGUGAUGAAACACAGUGGUUACUCGACGUACAACUAUAAUAACGACAUAGCGCUGGUCAGACUGAAUCAGCCCAUACGAUUUCAGGGAAAAAUGAGGCCUGUUUGCCUUCCAGAACGAGCAAAGACAUUCGCUGGCCUGCAGGGUACGGUGACCGGAUGGGGGGCACUCGAGGAGUCUGGACCCAUAUCCGAAACUCUGCAGGAAGUAAUGGUGCCGAUAUUAACGAAUACCGAGUGUCGAGCCAGUAAGUAUCCAUCGCGAAGGAUCACGGACAACAUGCUUUGUGCUGGUUACAAAGAGGGAAGCAAGGAUUCGUGUCAGGGAGACAGUGGUGGUCCUCUGCACGUGGCCAACGAGGACACGUACAACAUAGUCGGUGUCGUGUCCUGGGGCGAAGGAUGCGCGAAACCUGGUUACCCUGGUGUUUACACCAGGGUGAAUCGUUAUCUGUCGUGGAUAACGCGCAACGCCGAGGGCGCCUGUUACUGUUGA
Molecule: messenger RNA, 996 nt
Organism: Colletes gigas
Lineage: Eukaryota; Metazoa; Arthropoda; Insecta; Hymenoptera; Colletidae
Product: trypsin-1-like
Exons: 7
Coding region: 1-996 (331 amino acids)
Biological process (GO): proteolysis
Molecular function (GO): serine-type endopeptidase activity
Source: RefSeq, a predicted model, not a curated record